Polychytrium aggregatum is the source of this 1383-nucleotide messenger RNA. Its product is annotated as S-adenosyl-L-methionine-dependent methyltransferase. The transcript is spliced from 10 exons. Gene Ontology annotation, molecular function: methyltransferase activity. Bases 90 to 1286 code for a protein of 398 amino acids. The record is from RefSeq and is a predicted model, not a curated record. Lineage: Eukaryota; Fungi; Chytridiomycota; Chytridiomycetes; Polychytriales.
GGGAUCAAGAUCAUCCAUGCGAUCGAGCCCCUCCUGAGCGAGUCGACACCCAACGCCGUAUCCAGCACCACAUCCAACGGCAGCCGCACAUGGCCGACUCGCAGCCAAACGGCCCCGCCAUCCGGGCGCUCGAGUUCUUCUCGGGCAUUGGAGGCAUGCACUACGGUCUAGAGUGGGCCGGAGUCGACGCCGAGGUCCUCGCCUCGUUUGAUAUCAACCACAUUGCCAACGAAUGCUAUCAACACAACUUUGGGAUCGCUCCGAUACAGACAGCAAUCCAAGCAUUUACUGCGUCGUAUGUGGAGUCAUUUGGAGCGAAUUGUUGGCUGAUGUCGCCGCCGUGCCAGCCAUACACCAAGGGUGGAAAGCGCCUGGAUGACCAAGAUCCAAGAGCGCUGGGACUCUUGCGGCUCACCCAAAUCCUUCACAAGCUCAAGAGCCCCCCGAACUGGAUCUUUCUCGAGAACGUUUUGCUCUUUGAGGAAUCGCGAUCGAGAGAUCUCCUGGUGUCGACGUUGAGAUCGCUGAACUAUGAGAUCCUGGAGUGGCUGCUGACGCCGCUGCAGUUUGGAGUCCCAAACGAUCGGAAGCGAUUCUACAUGACCGCGCGGCGACUUGGAACCGACCUUGCCGAUGCCGAUGGUGCUGGGCGGCCAGAGUACACUGGCAGAGUCCAUCGAGACUGGCCCUUCGAGGUCGUCUUCCCCCGCCGGCCAAUCGGAAGCUUCCUAUCGGUGCUGUCGGCCGAGGAGCAGCAGACCUGGACCAUCCCGGAGGUGUUUGUCAAAAAGAGGCAGUACUUUAGCGACCGCGUGGUUGCGACGCCGGACGAAUACGAGACAAUGUGCUUCACCAAGGCAUACGGCCAUCACGGCGUCGGGGCAGGCACAUUUCUGCAAACCAAGGGAUUUGAUGAUCCAAAGAGACUCGAAGAGCCAUCGACGGCGAUCGAGCGGCUGGGGCUGCGACUGUUCACGCCGCUUGAGAUUGCUCGGCUGCAUGCGUUUCCGAUCGACAGCUUGGCUCCGCAGCCGCCGCAGUCCCUCGAUGCUGCUGCUGCUGCUGCCGCAACUGGAGGCGCAAAGCGACACUCGUUCGAGUUCCCGGCAACCCUCUCCACCAUCCAGCGCUUCCGGCUGCUCGGCAACAGCAUGAAUGUCCUGGUUGUUGGCGAGCUGAUGCGCAACGUCUUGUUUGCCGAUCGGCAACAUUGGGACUUUUGGACGAACAGCCCCAACAGCAGCGCAGGCAGGAGCGAGCCCGAUGGCGCUCACAGCAGGGAGUGAGCCGAUAGAACGCAGCACCCUGAAUCGUGAUCGUCAUUCUCCCUUUCUGAGCCGAUGCAUCAAGCACACCAAUAGACAUUUUCAACGACUGCCAGGG